AGCUCGAAGCGGCACGCCGCCCCGACCGCCGCCGACACGCAACACACCUCCAUCUUGGUCUUGCGACAUAACAGGUUCGCCCUCCUCAAAGACCCAACUCAGCACAUCGCAAUCAUCACGACUUUCCUAUCCGCCCCCCUAACGGCGCCAAGAUGUCGAAGGUUAUCCGGAGCGUCAAAAAUGUCACAAAGGGCUACUCCAACGUCCAAAUCAAAGUGCGCGAAGCGACUAGCAAUGAUCCAUGGGGCCCGACAGGGACGCAGAUGAGCGAGAUCGCUCAGAUGACGUUUAACUCGUCGACCGAGUUCUACGAAAUCAUGGAUAUGAUCGACAAGCGGCUCAAUGACAAGGGCAAGAACUGGCGGCACGUCCUAAAGGCGCUCAAGGUCACCGACUACUGUCUGCAUGAAGGGGCAGAGCUUGUCGUCACCUGGGCCAAGCAGAACAUAUUCAUCAUCAAGACGCUGCGGGAGUUCCAGUACAUCGAUGAAGACGGCAGGGACGUUGGCCAAAACGUUCGUGUUGCGGCCAAGGAGCUGACCUCCCUGAUCUUGGACGACGAAAGGCUACGGGCGGAGCGAAGCGACAGGAAGACCUGGAAGGCCCGUGUCAAUGGCGUCGAAGAGUACGCCGCUCAGUACAACCAAGGCAGUCGCCCGGAGCCCCCGCGACAGCGGAACCGGCCGUUCAACGAGGAAGAGGACGCGGAAUACCGCUUGGCGAUUGAAGCUAGCAAACACCAGGAGGAGGAAGACAGGAGAAAGCGUGAGAGCCGAAAUGUCGACGACGACGAUGAUGACCUUGCAAAGGCCAUCAAACUCAGCAAAGAGGAGGAGGAUAGGCGCCGGAGGGAGCUAGAGGAGACUAACGCAACUGCUCUAUUUGACCCCGAACCUGCCUCAGCAUCGACAAGCCAGCCGCAAUUCACCGGCUUUAACCAGGGGUACCAGCAAGGGAGCGCGGUCGAUUUCUUCGCAAACCCGAUCGACCAGAACCAGAUGCAGGCUCAGCCUACGGGGUACGUGAACAAUGCAUACACGGGAUUCCAGCCGCAGCAGACCGGGUACCCGAACGGAUACAGCAACGGGUUUGUCCAGCAGCAGCCAGCUUUUGACCCAUUCGGUCAGCAACAACAGCAGCAGCCGCAAAUGUCGCAGCAGAGCUUCCAGCCCCAACCUACCGGAUACAACCCCUACAUGCAGCAACAGCAGCAGCAGCAACCCCAACCGCAGCAGCAACAGUUCCUCCAGCCACAACCCCAAGAUCCUGGCCUGCAACCCGGCAGCAACAACCCUUGGGCCGGGAACAGCAGCCCGCAAUCCAUCAAGCCCACGCCAACCGGCUCGAACAACCCCUUCGCCCAACGGCCAUCAACCGGAUACAAACCCCAGUCGACGACCACCCUCGGCAGCCUCCCCGAGCAGAAGACGCUCGCCACCUUCCAACCGCAACAACAGCAAUCGUCCUCCCCCUUCAGCGCCAUGCAGCAGCCCCAACCGCAAUUCCAGCAGCAGCAGCAGCAGCCACAGCAGCAACAGCAGCAGCAACCACAAAGAGAACUCACCGAACACGAGGCGCGGCUCAACGCCCUCCUCGCCGGCGGCGACGGCCUCGACACUUUCGGCAACACGGGCAACCUGCGCAUCCCCGCUCAACACACCGCCCCAGGCGUGUUUGUCAACAGCGCCGGCGCCGGGCUGGGUCGCAUGAACCCGGACGCGACGGGGAACAACCCCUUCCUAAAGCAGCAAUUUACCGGCAUGCCCGCUGUGUCGUAUCCCCAGCAGCAACAGCAGCAGCACCCGCAGAUGCCAGCCGCUACCGGCCCGGCUGGGAUGGGUAUGGGCAUGGGCAUGGGAAUGGGCGGCGCUGGCGGUGGGUCGACGAAUAACCCAUUUGCGGCCAGGGGAGGGCAGCAGCAGGGCCAGCAGGGGGGGGAUCUGAUCCAGUUCUAGGGCUGAGAUUGCGCGGUGGAGUGGAGAUGGGUGAGGGAGACGAAUACAGUGUUGGUGGUUGGGGGGACGAUGACGGUAAAGUGCCCAGGAGGUUGAAACCGGCACGGCGCAGAAACUUGGCCGGAGCAUGGAUAGGUGCGAGGCGCGCACACGAUGUGUGCGUGGGUGCCUUGCAAAGGCGUGGCUGUAUG
This is a messenger RNA of Chaetomium fimeti, 2146 nucleotides long. RefSeq lists its product as uncharacterized. Gene Ontology annotation, molecular function: phospholipid binding; clathrin binding. Gene Ontology annotation, cellular component: endosome; plasma membrane; clathrin vesicle coat. Bases 153 to 1955 code for a protein of 600 amino acids. The record is from RefSeq and is a predicted model, not a curated record. The transcript has 4 exons. Gene Ontology annotation, biological process: endocytosis; actin filament organization. NCBI's taxonomy places the organism in Eukaryota, Fungi, Ascomycota, Sordariomycetes, Sordariales, Chaetomiaceae.